Molecule: messenger RNA, 8941 nt
Organism: Rhopilema esculentum
Lineage: Eukaryota; Metazoa; Cnidaria; Scyphozoa; Rhizostomeae; Rhizostomatidae
Product: contactin-associated protein-like 4
Source: RefSeq, a predicted model, not a curated record
AUCUGGUUGCUAUUUCAUUUUCUGCAAAAAAAGCCUAUUGCCGCACUGUACACUGUACAAAGCAAUCAAUGCACUGUUUUAUUUUAUACCCCAAGUUGGUCGUACUUCACAGAGCUUUGGGUAGACCUGCAGGGAACAUAAUCUCCGAAUUAAGAGUAGAACCUCUCUUUUGGCACUCUUGAAGCCUAAGCAGAAAGGCUGAGAGGGGUCUAGCUGGGACAAGAACUUCAGAGACUGGUGCGUGAGACGGGUCCAUCAAAACAUUCCACCCAUGGAGGAUUAAACGGGUAUCUAGCUGAAGAUUUAACCACUCCCUAACUUGCUCCUGAAGACCAAGUCCUCUUAAAGAUAUGCCGCUUUAAGUCACACUGCCGUUUUACUGUCACGUAAACUAAAUGCGCAAAACUAUUUAAUCUAGCUCUGCUUACUGUCACAGCUUUUCAAUUAACAUUUUGUACUACUAUUACAGAAGUUUAUUGUACCUGACAAGUGCGUAAACUUCAAUUAUCUUCUCUUACACCACUACAUAAAGAAUCUUGAAAUUAUGGUUAUGUUGCAAGCUAUGCCUGAUUUCGUGCGGUAGUGCUAAUCAUCUGUACAUAUAAUGGAAACUGCUAGAAUACCCUAGCAAACAUCAUUAAAGUAAACAAGGCAUUGUACGAAGCGGAGACAUAAAUCUAAAAGUUGGUUAGAAAGGAAAAUAUUUACAAAUCAUUGCAUCAGCAGAUCAAUGCUAAACGGAAGAUGUGGGCUUUUGUUUCUUUUUUGAAUAAACUUAAAAAAACGCAAAUGUAAAGUCUAACAGAGAGACAGAAAACUUAGUUAUUCAAUGGACGGAAAAAGCUAGCUGUUGUACAGGCAAUAGUGAAAUUGCAAUAGAUCAAGAGAAAUGCAAAGCAAAAAGUGCUAUUCUUCUGGGCAUUGUUAAUGAAAAUAUGUUACCAACUGCAUACGGAAACUUGCUGUGAUUAAACUAAGUAAAUAAACGCACCUUGAACUCAGCGUGUUUCUAGCAAAUGUUGCGAUAGGUACAUCUAAUAUCAGCCAAAGAAUGACAUAAAAACCAAAUAAGUGACGCUUGCUUGCCAUCCAGCGUAAUUCGGGAGAAUUGAUCGACCGAGUCAACUGUAUCAUUCGCUGCAAAAGUGGGAUGUUGGUUCAACUAGUCACCGAAUGAUUGCAAAAAAUCUGGGUGGUCCUAGCAUGCUACUUAUUAAGUAGAGUGAACCUGGAUUGAUAUUCUUUAAGACAUUAAGGUCAAACCGAAGAUUGGUGCUUAGAUUGAUGCAGUCGCAACAGGAGUGAAUUGAUGAAAAUUAUAAAUGGAUACAGUGUGAAUACUCGACCACUGAAGUAAAAAUUGAUUUAAUCAUGUUAAUGGAACAAUAUCGAUCGAUGAAAGGAGUCAAAGAUUAGUUCGCAUAUUGUCUGGUUUAAUAACAGAACUACUUGUUCAUGCUAAAAACAUCUUCAUCGCAAAAAUUGUUUUGAUACCUAAAGAUACACUUUUAAAUUCUUUAUUGACAGAAGAAUUGUUGAGAUUAUUCAGAUCUCUCGAUAUACAAAAGCGAUGGCCGAUCAUUCUCCUAAUUUGCAUUGAGAAUAUUGAGCUGCUAAACUGUGAAUCAUUAAGAAUAGAACGAACGAUGACACUAUGUAAUGUGAUAUCGAAGUUAAGUAGCUACUGCAGGUGCAAGGCUCUGCCCUACGAAGAGGUGUAACUGGUGUAAUUGCAAGGCAAACUACAACUUAACUGCUUUGUUUCGACUGCAAGUUACUUAAUAGUAAACGUCCUUUAUACGAGUCAUCAAAGGAAUUGUUUUGAAUAGAAAGUAGUAAUACAUGGCGUAAACCAAUCGCUUCUAGCUGUAAUCCCAUUUGUUGCGCGAACAAGACAUAGUGACACUCAGUGAUUUACUUAACAUCUGGCUUGCCAGCGACCGAUAUAAAAUUGCCUGUGAAUAAUUUAUACAUCGAGAGCCCGGACAGAGAAACAAUAGUUAAGCUGGACGGUACAUUUGCUGAGCACUUGCAUGGAAGGUACAAAAACAGCAACUACGAAACUGUACGCGCUUUGGUUAGACGCUCUUAGAAUAUUGCUGAACCGUUUCGCCUAUUGUAUUGCCAACUGAGAAAUAUACAAUUUGAGAAAUUUAUGAAAUUCGAAUGCGGACUGGUGUCUUUUAAAUGAAGCAGGCUCAAAUUGAAUGCAUGUUUUUCUCAAGCCUUCGUCUAGAAUGGCAACAAAAACAGGAUGCUGUGAUGAAUUCAGUCGACGAUUUCUCGUUGGAUAGAAAUGAUGAUGCUUGUCUACGUGUGAAAUACAGCAAACAUAAAAUUGGAUACAAAAUGCUGCUCUUGUGGAUAUUCGGCAUCAUAAUUGCCUUGUCAACGGUGAAGGGAGAAGAGGACUUUGAACUGAAACUAGAUGGAAAUCAGAAACUGCAAUUAGAACUGGCUGGAAGUCAAAUAAAAGGAAACAAGGAUUUCACAUUCACUUUGCUUUUUAAAACCAUUCAUCCUUCAGGAGUACUUUUGUGGGCUUUUGGCAAAAGUGGGGACAACUUGCUGAUCGAAAUGAUUCGAGGAAAACUGAGAAUCGUUCUGGGAACUAAGCAGAACUUCACUGCAUCAAGCUAUGAAGAUAUCCUGUUAGAAGACAAUCUCUGUGACAACCAAUGGCAUCAAGUGAACUUAAAGAUUCUCCAAGACACAACAUACGCCAAAGUGGACAUAGGAGAGCCAUUCAUCGCAAAGACCAAAUUCAGGUACAACUUUGAUGAAAAAGUUGUCAUCGGUGGACUGCUAGAACAGCAAACGCUUCUGCCAGUGGCAUCAAAGAGAAACUACGCGGGCUGUUUGAAUUACGUCGUCUUGAACGAGAUGGAUAUUCUUCAGAGCCUGCACAAGCAAAACAGACAGCUAGUGUGGCACUGCCAGGGCAGCAAGAAUUUUGACAUCAUAAACUUUCAUAAGAAAGACUCAUAUGUGGAUUGGACAAAUCCUUUAGCUGCCUCCGUGGAUAUAGGAUUAUUGUUCAGAACCUAUUACCAGGACGGUGUUUUGAUCACAAACGAGAUCUCUAAUCAGCCGACUGUUAAACAUGCUUCUGAAAAUAUAAUGGGAUUUACACUCUAUUUUGAAAAAAACGUGGUUAAGCUACGAGUACAGGGCUCAACUGUUAUCUCAAUACGACCGAAAGAAGAUAUAGAUUUUGGAUCAUGGCAUGAAAUCAAGUUACACAUCAAGAAAGACCUCGCUUCACUAACAGUUGGGUCAGUCUCCAGGGUCAACGUUUUGAAAAGGAACACUAACUCGAAUCUCGGCAAAUCAUUGGUGUUUGGAAAACAAGCACGUGUCACGAGAGCUUUUCACGGCUGGAUGUGGAACAUUACUUUGAAUAAUCAAAAGUUUACGUACUUAAACGCUUCAAAACUUAGCGGCGUUAGCAUCGGAAUUUCUCAAAUGAAAGAUUAUUGUUAUCCAAAUCCGUGUCAAAAUGGAGCAAGGUGCAUGCAGACUCAUAAUGGAUCGCAUUGCAAUUGCUCAGAAACUGGAUAUGAUGGUCCAACUUGUUCAACGCGUAGCAAAAAGUACAAGAGAUCCUGUGAAGAGUACUUCAGGAGCGGAAAGCACCAGAACGGGCUGUACGUGAUCAUGCCGGGCAAAAAGCUCUUCACUGUCUUCUGCAAGAUGGAUGACCCUAAAGGACCAGUCACGGUGGUACGACCUAGACAAGGGACACAGCUCAGGGCAAUUUACGAGACCGGAAGUUCCGACACAGACUAUUAUUAUCACGAAAUAAAGUACAGUAUAAGAAGGAGAGAGAUUGAUGAAAUCAUUUCAUCUAGUGGGAAUUGUCGACAAUACAUAGAGUUUUCUUGCUCGUCAUCAACGUUGAUGUUUUCGAAUGACAAAGAAAAUGCCAUAGCAAACAGAUACGGUGCAAGAUGGUAUUCCAAAGAGGGUAAAAUACAGAAUUACUGGGGUGGUGGCACAAAGGAUGGCUACAACUGUGCUUGUGGCGUUGCAGGGAACUGCGCUGAUCACAAAUUAAAAUGCAACUGCGAUAGCAUGGAUACGGAAUGGAGAUCUGAUGGUGGAUAUUUACUUGACAAAGGGGACCUUCCUGUUUCAAGAGUUCAGUUCAGCAAAAAGUACACUAAUCCUUCAGCUAUGUUCAGGCUAGGUUCACUUGAAUGUUACGGCGAGGAGGCAAAAACUACCAAGAAACCAAAAAGCACACUUGCUUCUGUUUUAGCAAGUAGCUCGUCACCUGCGAUUGUUUCAGCAACUACAACGCAAACUCAGACACACACUAAAGAUCAUACUACCCGAAAACUCUUGCUUAUUGGUAAAACAUCUAGUACAAUAAGAAGUACAAAACCAACAUCGGCUACAAAAACCAGGACUUUUGCUUCGCCGACGACAGCAACAGAUCGUAUAUCUUUCCAGGCGAAAACAAAUGAAGCAUCGCGUCGUAACAUUUCACUAAACGCAAGCACAAUUAGUGCACUGUCUGUUGUUAUCAGCAAGACCAGGCUUGGAGGUCUCAUCAAGAGCACUAGCAGGAGUUUGCUGAUAGACAGACCUGCAGAAGAGCCAGAAAAUUCCUUGAGCAAUAAACAAACUUAUAUUAUGAUAGCUUUGAUAUCGAGCUUGACUCUGCUCACCAUACUUUUGAUCUUUGCUGUUAUACGCCAGCGACUAUUCAGGUCUAACAAAAAGUUGACAAUUGAAUUGAAGCAAGACCCAGAGUGUGGUAGCACUUACUCGGUGAAGCCACCAAGCAACGGCAGCUUGUCACCGUCCAGUGACAGUAGGCAAUACCAAUCGUCUUCAGAUGUGAACAAAAUCGAGAUUAUUAAAGUGCCAAGCCCUUUCAGAAAACCAAUGGUCUCUGAAUCUGAGGGCUCUGUCAGCUCGUUUGAAACAUCACGAUACCUCGAGGUGGGAGAUGAGAGCGACAGUGGAAGCACGUCGAGCUAUGCAAAACCUAAAGGCAUACUUAAGAGCAAGAGACAGUUUGUUAUGGGCUCGAGGCCGAGAUCCGAGGGUGAUCAGUUCGAGGCUGAUGAUCCGGGUGAAAUUAUUGGUUUAAUUCACAUACGGAAUUCAAAAGAGGAACAUAUGAGAAAUGGUGAACAAACAUCACUUUUAAGUGACAGUAAAAGUGACUCGAAUUAUUUACAGUUCCAUUUGCAUCCAAAAAACUUAAAUAAAAUACGACAGGCAAGAAGUAAUAGUAGCAGAUUAUCACAAAGUGACAGAGAGAGCGUUGAUGCAGAUGCGGGAUUUAUAACUGAUUCUUCGUCAUCUUGUGAUUCAAGAAAAAGCCUUUCGAGCUACGGUAGCGAAGAAAGUAGCGAUGAAAACUAUUCGAAAAAGAAUUUUAGGCCUAAGAGAAGCGUGAGGUUUUCAAUUCAAGAACUCGCACCUUCAACCCCAAUUAAAACUGAAGAUGUUUACAUAAACUGCAAUGAAGGCGACGAUGAGGUUUUCACAUAGGCCGUGCAGAUAGAUAACUCAACGAAUCUGGCACUAGUGUCAGCUCUGACGUCACCAACUCGAAUUCUGAGCGAUGGAAGAUACGUUGCUGGUGUUAUAACAUCCAGGAUCAUCUGAUGUCAUGAAUUAAAUCUAUAGUCGGUGCAAACUAGGAAUUCACAGUACUUGCGGAUUGAAGAACAAGAGAAUGCUCAAGUAUCUCAAGCUACCGAUUAGCAUCCAGGUUUCAGAAGACGAUAGGAUUCAGUAUUACUGGGAGAUUUCCUUUGAGCACAGAAGGGGCAAUCAAGAACAGAUUGAAUAAACAAUGUAUCGUAUAAUCACCGACUGAUAAUUUCCUUGCGAUCAUCCUUGAUUGUAUAUACUUCCUAAAUAGUUAAUGCUUAUUUGACAAUGGAAACUGCAGCCAGAAAUUUCAACUGACACGAGCGCUAUUCGUCGGAUAUGUGUGCAGGAUUACCGAUCUAAUACUACCAAGGUACUUGUCUUGUCUCUAAGCUGUAAAUGCGAAUUUAAAACCGCUCUUUAGAAUAAUCUCCGUAAUAUAAGGGCUUUAUUUCUCAGCAGCUCAUUAAGCCUACAAAGCACCAUUCUAAACUUACAAAAAGACAGCAGGUUUGGACUUAUAGAAAAAAGAAACUCGCCCACGAAUUAACAACUGCUAAUUUCCCUCUCUGAGAACAUUCCCUGUUUCAAAGCGCACAUCGCUCAAAUUGGAUAUCAAACGGUUAUUGGAUCAGCAGUGAUCAGAAAUGGUCUUCUUAACACUGCAUGAAGACUUGAUACCGAUACUCGUCUUGUUUUAAUAGAGCUUCACUGUUGGUUUUAAGCCUUAAUUGAAAAGACAAGCAAAUGUAGCCUGAAUGGUACCUGUAGCUCAUAAAAAAAGAGAUAUGAGUAACUCAUUACCUUACAUAUGAGGUGUGCUGGUUUGUUGAAGAUUCUGUUAAAGACUUAGCGCUUUCUGAUGUGUUUUUAACUUCAAGUGAUGGAUUGUAAAGUAAAUAUGGUAGUAAUAUGAUAUAUUGAUAAUAACAAUGGAUUGGAAAGUAGAUCGUAGAUAAUUAUUCAGUGCUAGUCCGUUCCCUGGGUUACCAACAAAGAAACAUCUUAUUAUGCACUUUUUUGAGGUCAAGUCCAGGAUUUGUCAAGCAUAAUGGUUUGGCAGUGCAUCACAUAUCAACCCAUGUCAUGCAUGUGCCAUUAACAUCAUCCGGAAACUGUAAUCAUUUCCUCCAAAAGAAACAAAACCAUGGCAAGAUUCACUACCUUAUUAAGAAUUAAAAGGUCGUUUUUGUAUUGUUGUUUUAACUGUUAGAAGUCCUUAAGGGCCCUACAUAAAGAUUACUAUACUUUGAAAGGCUUUGCAUAACUUAAAACCAAUACAUUGAGAAAUUGAGGGGUCGAGGAAGCAGAAGUUCCCAUGAACCAUGUUUUUCUUCAAAACUGCAAAAUCGUGAAGGUUUUAUCAUAAACGGGUGGUAAAAUUAAAGCCCCUCUUCCCAUCGAGCCAAGCAGUGCUUGUUUCCUACAAAGAGGCCUUUGCAUUUUUUCCUUCAAGAAGACAUCUACAAUUAAAACAUGCUUUUCUUGGAAACAAAAAAGCUUCAGAGGAGAUCACAAGAGUAAAAAACGAACAAUAGUUGAGAUAAACCCAAAAUCCAGAUAUUUUGACCAAAGAUGGCUGUGUAAGCUCCAAAAACAUAAUUUUAGAAUUGACAUGGUCUGCAGACAAUUCUGCUAAUUGCCUUUUUUAAUUUAUUUAAUUUGUGUUGUAAUUUAUUUCAUAUAGAAUACGCAUUGGAUGAACGCAAGUAAACUUGAUUCUAUCAAACAAAUGUAAAUUAUUGUAUUUUAGGUGAAUAUAUUUAUCAAAAGGUUUAUAUUAUAUAGAAAGACAGAAUCAUUAUUGUAGCCCCUUGUAAGUACGUGUAUCAUGCACACAUUAUACAUAAGAAGGGUAACGUUGGUUUUUCUAUGAGCCGUCUUCCUAAUAUAUGACAGCUUUUUAAAAUCCCUCCGUCGUAGAUUUAUUGAUGUUUCAGAACAAAAAUGAUUUGUUGAUAAAAAAGGUUUAAAAUAAAGAGAAUUUAACUCAAGAGAAAAAUGUCUGAUUUAUGGCGAGUGCAUUUUUACGUAUAGCCGUUGUUAUCAAUGAUUUUUGCAAAGCUUCUACCGAGUAAAAUUUCCGCGAAGCUAGGCUAGCUGAACAUUAUUUUGUUCUAACGAGGGUACAUAAACAGGGCCUUAUAAAAGAUUUACACUCUAUUCAUUUAAUACAAUUACUAUAUUAUUAACUACAAGAAAUACGUGGUUAAGUAUGAGAUUUGCUGACCAAUUUUAAAUUUGAUCAGCAAUUUUCAUACAAAACUCAUUUAAUCUUAUGGGGAAUUUAAAAUCAAGUUUAGCUAUGAAGCUGGACCUCAUAUGACCAGUAUUUGAUAAGAUUAAUGUCUAGACCAAUUUUCUUUCAAUUGAGUGAGGUUAUCCGGUACUUAAAGACGAAUAUAAGUAGAUUACAAAAAAACGCGGAUCUGUAGACCAGGAAUAUAUUUGUAGUCAAUGUUGUAAGCUACAUAGUUGCUUUUUUUUCAAUCUAUCUCGCUAAAGUGGUUGAAAUGUGACCGGCUGUUUGGAUCCACGAUCGUCUGUUUCAUAUCACUAUUUUUGUAUCCUACUCUUUCUCAAUAUGGAUUUACAAAUUAAAAUGCUUAUUCAAAGUCUGAUUGGAUUAAAGAUUGAGAUAAAUUUUCUUAAUUUCAAUCAAAUCUUUAAUUGCUUUUGAAUUUAUUCCACAGAAACGGAAAUUCUUAACACUUGCUCUUAGCUUGUUUUGAUAAUUUCAUGACACGAGAGACAUCAAGGGCCAAUUUCAUAAAACAUUCACAUUCAGAAUGACAAAUUGCUACAUACGUCUCUUUUGACUAUUAUGAAGGCGAAUAGAUUAUGAGCAGGAAUUUUCGUACCUUUACAAAUUGAUUUUUUUAAGCAAUAGAAGCCCGGAGAUGGAUUUGGCAAUCUACAUGGUACCUGGUAACGCUGUCGGCCAGCAUAUUCUCACUAAAACAAUUAAAACUAAAAAUAAAAUGAUUAAGAAAUAGGACUCACCAGUACCAAUCAAAAACUAUUGUCAUCUUCAGAUGUAAACUGAAAAAUCAGCUAGGAUUGCAUUCUUUUCCGCUCAGAUCUUACAGUAAACGGACGGCGAUGCCAGCAACGAUUCAUUGUCAACUUCUGUCAAUAUUCGAAAAUGGUUCGCAUUAAAGAUCUGCUGACGUGACCAAUUAAGAAAGCGCCAUUUCUAUAAUGAAAACGAGACUCACUGUAAAAAACCUCUUUAAGCAAAAGCAACGGGACAACGUCCUUGAUUGUUGCUUGGGUGUUUGUUUAAUCGUAAUAGGAUUUGCUAGUUAAGCCAGUGACUUUAUAAUUC